CUUGAUAAAGAAGAAUUGAAUUUCUGGGUUGAAUUUAUUCAAAAAUAUAUGACGCCGGAAAUCAAGACUGUAGAGGAAGAAGCACAGGUUGCUAAAGAUUUAGGAACACUGCGAAACAAAGUCUGUCUAUUUUUCUUCUUAUUGAAUGCACUGUUCAUUACCAUUAUUUUCAUUCUGGAAAGUGUUUCCCGCUAUUCUCCAGGACUAUCAAUUAGACUUCCUUGUGACACUGGUGGUGCAGGGCAAAAAAUCGAACCCAUCUCCAUCGCCUUUACUCUAAUUUUUGGUAUCUUACUACUGCUGCAAUUUAUAUGUAUGCUCUUUCACCGAGUGUCAACUCUUAUACACAUAGCUUCAACAACUAAUAUCCAGUUCAAG
This is a messenger RNA of Lottia gigantea (owl limpet), 378 nucleotides long. RefSeq lists its product as hypothetical. The transcript has a single exon. The record is from RefSeq and is a predicted model, not a curated record. Lineage: Eukaryota; Metazoa; Mollusca; Gastropoda; Lottiidae. The annotation marks the transcript as partial.